AUGGCAUCAUUUGAUGACCAAUGUCACUGGCCUGAAGGAGACAUUCUGAAGUUACUGGACUCCAUCAAGGAUAACAUCCCAUCAGGUGACUUCAGAGCAUUCAGAAAAACCCAGGAAGACAUAGACUGGGACAAAGUAGCUUUUGAGAAUUUUUCAGGAGAAAUGUGCAAACGAAAGUGGAUGGAGAUUUCUCAUAACUUAAGGAAAUUCCGCACACUAACAGAAUUAGUGUUGGAAGCUAAGGAACUUAUUAAACAACCUUGCAAAAGGACAGUCAAGCAACAUCCUGACUUCCCCAAAAGACCUCUGACCGCCUAUCUGCGCUUUUACAAAGAGCAGCAUGCCAAGUACUGUCAGAUGUACCCUGAGUACAGCAACCAGCAGCUGACCAAAGUUCUAGCCGAGAAAUACCGUCAGCUGCCAGUGGAGGUCAAGCAGAGAUAUAUCCAGGACUUCCAGAAGGAGAAACAAGACUUUCAGAAAAAAAUUACUCAAUUCAAGGAAAUACAUCCUGGUGUAAGGCAUCCCAAGAAAUCUGUGGAGCCAAGAAGUCAUCAAAUCAAAGUAUCUAAAAAACCACAAGGAGAUAUGAAAACCGUAAAGUCUCCUCUAGAAAUGAAACUUCCCAAAACAGUUUCUUCACAUACAAUGUUUCAGGGAGAACCCAAGAAACCUCCUAUGAAUGGAUAUCAAAAAUUUCACCAAGACUCAUGGUCAAGUCCUGCUCUGCAUCACCUGUCCUUUAGGGAGCGCUAUGUUGAGAUUAGCAGGCGUUGGCAUAGAGUCCCAUUGGACCAGAAAGAACUUUAUAACAGACAGGCUGAGGAGCUACAGAAAGGAUACUGGGUGAAGCUGAAGCACUGGCUCCAGAAUUUGUCGCCUGAGGAAUUUGCAGCAUACAAUGAGGCAAAGGCUUCCUGCGGUAAGCGAAAGAGCAGAGCCACAUCAGCAGGCACAAGCUCCAAGUCUGGACAAACAGAUCUGCAUUCCUCCUCAGCAGAGGAGCUGCAAGUAAGACCUGGAAAAGUAAAAAGGCUUCUGGAGCCUGGGACAGAUUCCUCAGACACAACUACGGGCCGUGAUGGUGGCUCCCAGGCAAUCAGGCGGAAAAUGACAGAAAGUGACAAAGAAGAAGACAGUAGCAGUUCUUCAUACUCUAGCAGUUCAGACGAAGAUGAUGACUAUCUUCCUCGGGGGAAACUUUAG
Messenger RNA from Psammomys obesus (fat sand rat), 1206 nucleotides. RefSeq names its product upstream binding transcription factor like 1 (gene Ubtfl1). NCBI's taxonomy places the organism in Eukaryota, Metazoa, Chordata, Mammalia, Rodentia, Muridae. Bases 1 to 1206 code for a protein of 401 amino acids. The record is from RefSeq and is a predicted model, not a curated record. The transcript has a single exon.